UAGCACGUUGAUCCAGUCAACGAAGAGAAGUAAAAGAUCCCUGAGGUUGGUUGAUAGCAAAGAAAACAAUAAAACAGAAAGAGAAACAAAAAAAAAUCGAGAUAAAAAAAGAUCAAGGAAGAAAAUGGUGGUCAAUUUCAAAGUGUUUAAGAAGAGUUCGCCAAAUGGGAAGAUCGCAUUGUACGUUGGUAAAAGAGAUUUCAUCGAUUAUUUGUCAGGGGUAGAACCGAUCGACGGUGUCAUUUUAUUGGAUCAGAAUUACGUCGAUACUGGUAGAAAGGUAUGGGGCCAAUUGAUAUGCAGUUUCCGAUAUGGUCGAGAAGAGGACGAAGUUAUGGGAUUAAACUUUCAAAAGGAUCUUUACUUGGUCUCCGAACAGUUAUAUCCUCAAGCAAGCAAGAUGGAGUCUAAUUUAACAAGACUGCAGGAAAGGUUGUUGCAGAAACUGGGCCCAAACGCCAUACCCUUCACCUUCAACUUCCCCCAGAGUGCUCCUUCGAGCGUGACCCUCCAACCAGGCCCCGAAGAGACGGGUGAACCAUGCGGCGUAAGUUACUUCGUUAAGAUUUAUUCCGGCGAAACGGAGACAGACGUUACUCACAAAAGAAGUACAGUCUCCCUCGGAAUAAGGAAGAUUCAGUAUGCGCCUACAAAACAGGGCCGACAACCGUGUACCAUCGUACGUAAAGAUUUCCUAUUGAGUCCUGGGGAACUCGAACUCGAGGUCACGCUCGAUAAGCAACUUUAUCAUCACGGGGAGAGAAUAGCGAUCAAUGUGAGCGUUAGAAACAAUAGUAACAAAGUAGUUAAGAAGAUAAAAGCAUUGGUACAGCAAGGCAUUGACGUGGUCAUCUUCCAAAAUGGUCAAUUUCGAACGGUAAUCGAUGCGGUUGAAACCCAAGACGGUUGCCCGAUAAGUCCUGGCUCGAAUCUUCAAAAGGUACUCUAUCUUAAGCCCGAUUUGGAAAACAACAAGCAUCGUCGGGGUAUUGCCCUGGAUGGUCGAUUGAAACGCGAGGAAGCUGAAUUAGCGUCCAGCACGCUCUUGACCUCGCCCGACGUACGCGAUUCUUUCGGCAUAGUUGUCUCCUACGCCGUCAAGGUCAAACUUUAUCUCGGCGCAUUGGGUGGCGAACUCUCCGCGGAAUUACCUUUCAUAUUCAUGCGCCCCAAACCAACUGACAGAAUCAAACUGGCUACCUCAGAUGGCGGUGUACUCGUCGAAAAUCUACAAGAGGAAAAUAUUAACGAAAAUUAAAUCAUAUGAUUCUUUAUUAAAUCCGAUCUGUACUUUCAUUUCUGUACAAAGAUCGAUCGCAAACGAUUACGAACAGUCUAAGAUAUCUAUUUUUUUUAUCGAAUCCUCGCAAACGACAAAUGAAAAAAAAAAAUGCGAUUGCGUUUAUCGAACCGGAAGGUAAAACGUUUAUCUAAAGAAUCUCAGGAUAUCUUGACUUAUCUAUUUCUCUAUGAUUAAUUCGCAUCGAUAAUUCGUUAAAUAUUAUUAACAAAAUCGUUAACCAAUAUAAUUAUACUCUCCUUAGACUAAUCCGCAGAAAUAAAUAGUAUGAUAAUCCUAUAUAUAUAUAUGCAGAAAUAUUUAUUGUAAAAUAAAAUAUAGACGAAAGUACACAUACGCAUAAAUGUAACGACGAAAAAACGAACAAUUACAUAUAUAAUCGCAUAUGUAUCUACCGUAGAACGAAUUUGAAAUAAUACAGAACAAAAAUU
Molecule: messenger RNA, 1731 nt
Organism: Polistes canadensis
Lineage: Eukaryota; Metazoa; Arthropoda; Insecta; Hymenoptera; Vespidae
Gene: Arr1
Product: arrestin homolog
Exons: 1
Coding region: 125-1258 (377 amino acids)
Biological process (GO): signal transduction; G protein-coupled receptor internalization
Cellular component (GO): cytoplasm
Molecular function (GO): G protein-coupled receptor binding
Source: RefSeq, a predicted model, not a curated record